Molecule: messenger RNA, 861 nt
Organism: Drosophila miranda
Lineage: Eukaryota; Metazoa; Arthropoda; Insecta; Diptera; Drosophilidae
Exons: 3
Coding region: 215-835 (206 amino acids)
Source: RefSeq, a predicted model, not a curated record
CCCCGAAAGACUAAUGGAUUUUAGUGUUUUGGGCUUCCAAUGUUCCACAAAUUAAAACAGAAUUAUAAUUAAAUACUCCCACCGCCCACGAGAGGGCUCAUUAUCGAUCGCUUAUCGAGAGGGAGUGGGAGUGGGGGUGGGAGUGGGAGUGGAUUCAGUUGGAUAAAGGCCAUGGUUCACCUGUGAGUAGCCUCAGUGCUCGACUGGAAACAACAUGUGGAAGUUAUCUGUGAUUGCUGGCACUUUCCUAAUGGUAAACAAAUGGUUGAAGGUUAAAGGUAACAAAAAGAUGGUAGAACCCCCCACUAAAAGGCCCCAUACCAUUCCACAGUGCGCGGUGGCACAUGUGACAUUCACGAACCUCAAGUGCCAGAUGAUUGACCGGCGGAUCGGGCUGUUUGAAAUGUGCCGGAUCAAGGCAGUGAAUCGAACCCACAAAUAUAUCGAAAUCUACGCAAAGAUCUACAAGUUACCCGUGGAUAAUAUAACUUGCCAAAUCCUUCCCAUGCGUCAUGAUCAUGGCUAUAGGCCGUUCUUCAUGAACCUGACCUUUGAUUUCUGUGGGUUUUUCAGGAGUCUAAGGACUGAGCAUGGCAUCAGGGAGAUCCUGCUCCAAGAACUCUUCCAGACGGUCAAGCAGUUCACGAACAUGAAUCACUCGUGUCCCUACAAUCACGAUUUGGUGAUCUCCAAAAUGUGGACCGGCAAUCUAGAGGCGCGAUUCCUGCGGUAUAUUCCCUUGCCCCAAGGGGACUACAGCCUCUCCUUCUACUGGUUCACCGUCGGCGUUCAUCGAGCGACUGUCCGAGUGUACUUUAGGCUAACCGGCGGCUAAUUACGAACAAUCGUCAUUAUUAUGGC